Molecule: messenger RNA, 2067 nt
Organism: Zymoseptoria tritici IPO323
Lineage: Eukaryota; Fungi; Ascomycota; Dothideomycetes; Mycosphaerellales; Mycosphaerellaceae
Exons: 1
Coding region: 1-2067 (688 amino acids)
Source: RefSeq, a predicted model, not a curated record
AUGGACAGUCCUGAUGGAAGACCUCGCCGAGAGGCACCCAGCUCGUCGACAGCCGUGCUCUUCGACCCAGAGCAAGUUCGGAAGCUAUAUCACUGCCUGCACAACUUGGAGACAAACGCUGGAACCCUCUCCGUUGCGAAGGAUGUCUUAACUGGAUCAUUGAAAGAAGCGGAUCAUUUCAACCAGACGACUUCUGUGACCGAUGGCAUACACAUCAUUGGGUCAUACACUCCAAAUGCUCUCCGGAUCUGGCUCGACAAUGGAGACGCCAUGGUCAUGAAGGAGUUUGAGAAGUACUCGACUCGCAGAGCCAAUGGAGGAUCAAGAGAGCUACUCCCUGGACGAGAGGAAGCGACUGCAUGGCUGCGAGCGCAGGCUCCUUUGCGAUUCGUGGACGGUGCAUGGCUGGGUCAUAUCAGCCGAGUACAAAUGCCUUGGGCACACGCCGGAGUCGUCCGCCAGUUGUGGCAAAUUCUGUCGGAGGAACUCGGCGACGGGGAUAUCGAGAAGCAUCACACUCGCCUCUUUGCUCAACUGCUGCGAUCUUUUGCUCCAGAUGUACCGGACGCUCCUUCCCCGGACUUCCUGGAUCGACGCCACGGAGCGACCAACGAGAAGAUAUGGAGAUCUGCUGUCCUGCAGUCGAUUGUAUCGCUGUUUCAAGAGAGCUUCCUGCCUGAGAUACUCGGAUUCAACCUGAACUUUGAGCGUAUUUCUUUUGAGAUGCUGAAAGCUAUGAUUGAGCUUCGAGAGCUCAAAUUAGAUCCGACAUACUUCAUGCUGCACGUGUGCAUCGACAACGCGGCAUCGGGUCACACUGCAGUUGCCUUGGAUGCGGUUUGCUCUUAUCUGGCAGGCAUUAGAGAGCAACAUGGUUACGAUGCUGAGCAACAGGCUUGGAGAAAGAUCCAAGCGGGCUAUGCUCUUUCCGACGGAAGAUGGCACGAGAAGCCUCCCCUGGAUGUCAAGGCAUUUGAGCACCUUCAGCAAUCCGUUGCAGCCAUAUUUGAAUCGAAAGCCAAAGCAGGAUCAAGUGCCCACCUCAUGUGUAAAGGUAGCAUUAAAGGUCAGCGCAUCACAGACUGGCUCGAUUUGAAUCAUAUUGGUAGCUCAGCCUGGUGGGCUCGUUUGGUACAGUCUUUGGGUGAAUCUCGAGCGUGGAUUGUUCCUGGAGAGAGCGAACGAAGCCGGUUUGUCAAGGAACUAUCAUGGGGUGGUCGCAUGUUCGGGGCGUUCACCGAAGCCGAAUGUCAUGAGGUGCGCCGUUGGGUCGCCAUACUACCAUUGAGAUCAUCACGGCCUGGUACUGUACGCUCGGUGCCCAUUCCGGACGUCGACGUUGCCACUCAUCAUGUGGCGCCAUACAUGCGAAUUGACCAUGCCUUGCAUACUCUUGAAACCCACCGAGGACGCAUACUGGCAACGCCAGCUGAUCCCUCCGCAACGGAGUGGAUCUACGACAUAGACGUCAGUGGAUUGGAGCAUUGCCAGUUCCUGGGAGCGAUCUGGUUCUCGCAUUUCUGCCUCCUUGAAAAGUUUAUCGCUUUGCCGUCGAGAUGCGGCGAUCCAUUGGGUGCUCUGGUCCUUCGCGUGCUGCGAGCCCAAGAUGGCAUCGGCCUCAAUGACCAUCAUACGGACCAGCGAUACACUGCAACGCCCACAGGUCCAGACGAAGGGCUCAUUUUCAACUUGGGCCAUCAAAUCUUGCACUUUCAUGGUCUCCAGCCCGCAGCUUCACUUUCGGAUCAGAUCUCUGGACAACCUUGUGCAGACUUGGCCGAGACCAUGUUCUCGGUCGCCGCGGCACCCGUUCAGUGUAGAGGCAUGUUACUUGGGAUGGCAUCAGCAUUUAUCAGUCUGCACUCUGCCAUUGCUGCCUCUUCGAUACUGGAUGCACACUCCCGCUCGAAGCUAUACCGAGUCGUAGACUUAGAAGAGACCGAGCUUCUAUCGUGUUUACUUAUGCUUGCCGAUGACCAGCGGCAUGAAUUCGCUAAAGGCUUCGAAUUCAUCAGGAUUCAGCUCAGCACGCUGUUCAAAGUCGAAGCCGGACACGAAAGUCACUGA